Molecule: messenger RNA, 915 nt
Organism: Mustela erminea (ermine)
Lineage: Eukaryota; Metazoa; Chordata; Mammalia; Carnivora; Mustelidae
Product: olfactory receptor 4C11-like
Exons: 1
Coding region: 1-915 (304 amino acids)
Biological process (GO): G protein-coupled receptor signaling pathway
Cellular component (GO): membrane
Molecular function (GO): olfactory receptor activity; G protein-coupled receptor activity
Source: RefSeq, a predicted model, not a curated record
AUGGCAUUGAAUAGCAGUGUGACUGAAUUCAUUCUGUUUGGGUUGACACAGGAUGCAGGAAAGAAGAAAGCAAUAUUUGGGGUCUUCUUGAUGUUUUACCUUGCCACACUGUUGGGGAACUUUCUUAUUGUAGUGACUAUUAAAACAAGCAGGACCCUUGGUAGUCCUAUGUACUUCUUCCUAUUCUAUCUGUCCUUUGCUGAUGCCUGCCUCUCUACAACUAUAGCCCCCAGAUUGAUUGUGGAUGCCCUUUCUCGGAAGAGGACCAUUUCCUACAGUGAAUGCAUGACUCAGCUCUUUGCAUCCCACUUCUUUGGGUGCAUGGGAGUCUUUGUGCUCAUCCUCAUGGCUUUUGAUCGCUAUGUAGCCAUUUGUAAGCCCUUGCGAUACACAACCAUCAUGAGCCACCAAGUCUGUCAUGUGCUGGUGAUUCUAAGCUGGGUGGGAUCCUGUAUCCACGCCUCAGCACAACUUUUCCUGGCUUUGAGAUUGCCUUUCUGUGGCCCAAAUGUGAUUGACCACUAUUUCUGUGACUUGCAGCCCUUAUUGAAACUAGCCUGUAUGGAUACUUAUGUGAUAAACUUGCUAGUUGUUUCCAACAGUGGAGCCGUAUGCAUGGUAGGUUUCAUAAUUCUACUUAUCUCCUAUGUUGUCAUUUUGUACUCUCUGAGAAACCACAGUGCAGAAGGAAGGCGAAAAGCUCUUUCCACCUGCACCUCCCAUUUUAUUGUGGUUGUCCUAUUUUUUGGUCCAUGUAUAUUCAUGUACACACGCCCAGCAACCACAUUUACAAUAGAUAAAAUGGUGGCUGUGUUUUACACAAUUGGGACACCUUUGCUCAACCCUCUGAUCUAUACACUGAGGAAUGCGGAAGUGAAAAAUGCCAUGAAAAAGUUAUGGUGUAGCCAAGUGUGA